GCAAAGAUCGAACGCAUACGCCACACAACAUGGCAAAGGUGAACGCCAAACUGUCUGCAGUGGUGGACGAAUUUCGGGAACUUGAUUUUAUCUUUAAAACUGGUUCUGAUCUGGACGUUGUUGAGAGCGGUUAUGCACGGAAGUUGGUUCACGCUAUCGGUAGUCAAAAUGAGGUCUUGGAGUGUGAAGCCUUGAAAGGUCUCGGAGAUUUGUACCUGCAUAAAGCAAAAACGAACACUAAUGAUAAAGUAGAGAACUUCCACAAGGCCUGUUCCAUGUACACAGAACUCUUACGAUAUUACACAAGUAUCGAGGAAAAGCAAGUUGUACAGCAUCGUAUCAAGUAUGCAGAGAAAUGCACGAAACUGGUGCACGAUCAAGAGAUUGUAAAAGCUCGUGCUACAAAUUCAGGCAAUACCAUAUUAGCUGUGUCCAUGACCCUUCACGAAAUGAAAAAUAAGACCAUGAACGUAUUUGGUGUCGUACCCUUGAUUGAGGGUUAUACAAACUCCUUAGUUAAAGCAAUAGUUGAAGGAAAUAAUCGUCUAGAAAUAGAAUCGUUGAAGAGCCUCGGAGACCUGUACCUAGAGAAGGGAAGGCAAGGAAAGGACGAAGCAGCUUUUGCAAGAUCAGCUGGCCUGUACCGAGCGGCGCUGGACCGAUGUGAAGAUUCAGACGACAGAGAAACGCUGAGGCACCGCAUCAAGUACUCAGAGAAAGUUGAGCAGACAGCACGAAAGAAGGCAAAGAAACGCCCGAAAACGAAGCCACUACGGAACAAGAAAGGUGUUAAUGAAAGUCAGCUGGCGUCUUCUCCCAUUACUCACGACGAAGAACUACGAAAUGGCUGCAGGGCUCUGCAGACAGGGGACCUGGACACGGCAGAACAACACUUUGCAGCUGCGCUCAAGGACGUUCAUUUGAAAGAUCCCAAAGCAGGUGAGCACUGGAAAGAGACGAAGCCCCUAUGCAAGUUAAGCGAUGUCUACGUUGAGAAAGGUAAGAAGUCGAAAGACGGAGGAGACUUCACCAAGGCUGCAGCGCUCAGUAACGCAGCACUGGUGAGAGCAAACGUGGAGGACAAAAAGGACAUAAAACAAACAAUCCUUAAAAUAACCCAGUCAUUUGCUAACCAUGUCUUAAAUACCACUAAACCGGUACCCAUCGAUGACGUGGAGAAACACAAAUCGAUGUUAACAGAAUGCCGCCGCUUUGUGGAAGAAGAGAUCAAAAGAAUUGAGCAGCAGAUAGAUCGUUAUAGUCUUGACGACAGCGACCCGAAGAUCAGGGAAGUAGAGAAGAAGAGAGUGGAAGCAAUCAAAGCCUUGUUUGACACUAUUGUUCAUAAGCGACGAACAUUCAUAACUGGUCUUGUAGACGAGUGUAUGGCGGUACUGGGUCCUCCUCCCUGUAAGUACGCCAUGAUAGGCCUGGGUUCACAAGCCACAGGGCUAGUAACGCCAUACUCCGAUAUGGAGUUUGCUAUUUUGAUAGAGAAGGAAACGGAAAACAGUGUGAAGUAUUUUCACAAUCUCACGCACUACCUUCACCUGAAAGUGAUCAACCUUGGGGAAACCAUUCUCCCGGCCAUGGCCAUCAAGUCUCUCAAUGACUUCGAAUCAGGUGACAAGCUAGACAACUGGUUCUACGACUCUGUAACGCCGCGUGGGUUUUCGUUCGAUGGAGCCAUGCCACAUGCAUGUAAAACACCACUAGGUAGAGAUCCUUACAUCGCCUCAUUACUUAACAACGUAGGUUCUGCCUGGAGUCACCUUGGAGAUCACAGAAAGGCAGUCAUCUACCAUGAACAGGCACUUCAGAUGAGGCGCCGCAUCCAUGGUGAAGGCAUCGCACAUCAUCACAUCGCCUCGUCACUUGACAGCUUGGGUGCUGCCUGCAGUCACCUUGGUGAUUACAGAAAGGCCAUUAGCUAUCAUGAACAGGCACUGCACAUGGGGCAGAGUAUCCAUGGUGAGGGCAUCGCACAUCCUGACAAUGCCUCAUCACUUAAGAACUUGGGUAACGCCUGGAGUAGCCUUGGUCAUUACGAAAAGACCAUCAACUAUUAUGAACAGGCACUACAGAUGGAACAGAGUGUCUAUGGUGAGGGCACUGCUCAUCCCGACAUCGUCUCGUCACUCAACAGCUUGGGUAAUGCCUGGGGUGAUCUUGGUGAUUAUAGAAAGGCCGUCAACUAUCAUGAACAGGCGCUACAGAUGAUGCAUAGUGUCUAUGGCAAGGGCAUCGCACAUCCUCACAUCGCAUUGUCACUUGACAACUUGGGUAAGGCCUGGAUGAACCUUGGUGAUCACAGAAAAGCCGUCAAGUAUUAUGAACAGGCACUGCAGAUGAUGCACAGUGUCUAUGGCGAGGGAACUGCACAUCCUCACAUCGCCGGGUCACUUAGCGGCUUGGGUGCCGUCUGGGGUAACCUUGGUGAUUACAGAAAGGCUGUUAGCUAUUGUGAACAGGCACUUCAGAUGAUGCGAAGUAUCUAUGGUAAGGGAAUUGCUCAUCCUGACAUCGCCGUGACACUCAACAACUUGGGGUGA
Molecule: messenger RNA, 2552 nt
Organism: Branchiostoma belcheri (Belcher's lancelet)
Lineage: Eukaryota; Metazoa; Chordata; Leptocardii; Amphioxiformes; Branchiostomatidae
Exons: 8
Coding region: 30-2552 (840 amino acids)
Molecular function (GO): [protein-PII] uridylyltransferase activity; protein binding
Source: RefSeq, a predicted model, not a curated record